This is a messenger RNA of Effrenium voratum, 853 nucleotides long. Lineage: Eukaryota; Dinophyceae; Suessiales; Symbiodiniaceae. The record is from the annotation of a GenBank genome assembly.
CUUGGAGUUGUUUGGGCUUUGCAAUGCUGGCGCCUAUGCUGGCGGGGCACGCAAGAUGGGCGUCACCUAUAGUGACAGGCGCGCUCGCCAAAGGCGAGUAUGUGGUGCCGUUGCCCUACUCCAGCACACGUGAGGACGCGCAGAACAAGAUGCACGAGGGCGAGAGGAUGGCUGCUGCGUUCCUGCGGGCAGUUUUCCCUGAUGACCCUUGGGGCGGCAGCUCACAGGCGCUGGGGCUGCUGCUUCCUGGCCUUCUGCUGCUUCGUUGCAGGGCUCAACUACUGGCGCAAGGCCACCUACGGGCUGCGGCGCCACGCUGACAUGGCGGCGGUGGUGUUGACGCUUCUGUACCACAGCGCUGUGGCCUUUGGCCUCUUGGGCGCUGGAUGCGCGGCGGCGCGCACCGCGCUACUUGUGGAUCCCCAGCGGCCCUUGCUAGGCGUCGGCCCGUGGGUGCCUGCUUUGGGACCUGCAGGAUACCUGCUGCUCACAGUGGCCUUCAUCGCCAUGUACUGUCGGGCCAGGUGGUUUGCCUCCAGAAACGAGUUCCAUCGCAGCACCCCCUGGCACCUGGCGGUCCACGUCACCGGCAACCUGGGGAACCUCUUGAUGUAUCCGGGGCUCAAGUGAGCGCAAGCCGAGUCGGACCUUGCAAAAACAGGUCGGGUGGUUCAAUUUUUUGUCUGGUUUCAUUGGGGUAACGCCUGCAGAAAUCUUUAGGACCGUGCUAGUAUAGAGAAGAGUCGAAAGGUGAAUUGGGCGCAGUGCACGAAUUCGACCGUUGGCCCUCCUUCGGGAGAUCCACUUACCCCGUGGCGGUCUCGCCGGCAACCUGACCCAGGUGCAAAGUGAG